This is a messenger RNA of Culex pipiens pallens (northern house mosquito), 731 nucleotides long. RefSeq lists its product as uncharacterized. The coding region runs from base 153 to 698 and encodes 181 amino acids. The transcript is spliced from 2 exons. NCBI's taxonomy places the organism in Eukaryota, Metazoa, Arthropoda, Insecta, Diptera, Culicidae. The record is from RefSeq and is a predicted model, not a curated record.
CUAUCCAUAACGUUCUAUAAUUUUCUAUCAAGCAGUUUGACCUUCAAAAAUCUCUCGUGUCACAAUUUUGCAAAUUAUUUUGUAAUUUAUUCGUUUGGCCUUCUCGCGUGUCUCAAAUCUUUAUUCAUUGACCAAUAAAUUCACCAUAAGCGAUGAACGCCCAGCAAAUUGUCACCUGCGAGUGUCACCUCCAUGGGGGUCGUCCGGUCGCGUGCUGCGGCGACUUUGUCUGUCCACUGCAGGGCAAAGCUUCCUCAAGCCCACCGCGCAGGUCAUCGGGUGACCGCGCAGGCUUGGGCGAGUACGUCGGCAAGUCACGCGUUAGCGCGAUCCGGCAACUUUUCGAGGACAAAAUUCAAGUUAGCAGUGCAAAUUCCUCCCGAGCGGAUCUUCGGAGUCGGUCACGUCGCAGAAGUGCCACGUCCUCACCAUCGCUGGAGACCAUACGGCAACCCAUCACCGAAGGAGACGACGAAUCUGACCCCCAGAUCUACCGGAGUCGUACGCAGAUAACCCACAUACCGAACGGGGUAAAGAUCACCACGACCAUCCUCGCCGGGGAGAACCUUGAUCUGGCCAACGGCAGUGGACUGCCACCCCCGGUCGGUGAAGGUCCUUCCGUUUACGAGACCCUAAUGUACCCCGAAAGUGAAAUCAUCAAGCGGUUCGAGAUAGAUCUGAAUCGGAAGGGUCGUUAGGGGGGAAAUAAAUCAAAAUGUGCGAUGCGAUCG